AAAUUCAAGCUCAUCUUUAUUUACUUACCUCAAAUCGGAAGUUGAUGUCAAAGGAUUACCAGAAAUUCAAAGGAUAUGUGAUAUAAUUCUAAAAAUAUUCAUUGAACAUCAAAAAAUAGACAGGAUAACAGUGUCAAUGUUUAGAUUCCUCGAUAAAUUAUUUGAUUCUGGCUGUAUUGAAUUGAUAAUGGCAGAUUCUAGUUCAGAAUUCGAAUUUAUCAAGAAAACCUUGAAACUGAUUCAGGUAGAGAUAGCAGGUUGUAAAGAUAUUUAUAAGUUGAUUGAUGGUAUCACAGUUCUUUGUCAGUACAUUCAGGUAAAAGGCGAAGUAUGUGAUAUAGCCCUAGUCCAACUGAGUAUUCUAUUAUGUCAUAGACAGCCCUAUAUUAGACGAACAACCUCAAAUAAGCUAUAUGAAUCUCUGCUUGUGAAUGGCGAAAGCAGCAACAUUAGUUCUGAAAACAUUGAUGAUGUCAUGAACCUUCUGAGUGGAACAGAUUGGGAAAAGCCUGUUGAGGAUGUUAGGCCUGUUCGUAAUCAGUUGUGCAAUCUCAUGGGUGUUAAAGUACCAGUAACAGUGAAAAAGAAAAUAUAAGGGACUACUUGUGUAGUAUGAUAUCAAUUGUUGAAAAUUAAAAGAUUUUUCAAAACACCAGUAAACUUCAGGCUCAACCUUUGUGUCACCAGUCAGUUGUCAGAGUGAGCCUGUUUGCUUUUCACUAAUUUACCAUUUAGUUUUGCCAACUAUUUCGUAACCUUCCAGAAAGAAAAGUAUUACGAAACUAUUAAAAUCCAUUAUAAGAAUAUGAAACACCCUAAUUAUUAAAAAACUGUUGAAACAAAAAUUCAAAAGAGAUCUGGAAUGACGCAUUUUCACUCAGUUUAUUGAACUUUUAACAUCCUAAAACAUGCUAUUAUUAUGAGACUGAAAAAUAAUGUGGAAAAAUAAGUUGGACCUUGUGAUAUAAUCAACUUUAUAUUGCGCUCUUAGGUAUAUUUUAUCAUUUCAAAUGAAAUUUGACUUUCUUUUCUGAUAUACUCCAAUGAUAUAAAUAAUCAUUAUCCUGUUAACUUUUGAACACAAUGGAAGAUAUCAAGUUCGCGUAAGUUGGUUUUUGUUAAAAAGGCACCUAUUUCAGUAUUUUUUAACACAGCCAUUUUGACAAAAAUGUCCUAAAUGAAAAAAGUAUAUGUUCUUGAAUGUUUUCUAAUUUGUUGCAAAGUUUUCAGUUAUAGUUUAAAGUUGGGUCUAAGAACAAUUUUGUCGAUUUUCAACCCAAUGUGAGAUUUAAAAAAAAUAAACUCUAGAUUAAAAAAGUGUUUUAAUUGGGUUAUUUCAUCUUUUCAUUCAAAUAGUUUUGAUACAAAAUUAAAAUCAUAAGUGUUUUCUGAACUUUUUGUUUUUAAGAUUCCACGAUCUGAAAAAUAAAAAAUAACACCAAUAAAAAUCACUUGCAAGUUUUCAGAAGUUGUCAAAUAAGAAUUAUAUUUCGUAUAUCUGUUAGUGUCUACUAUGUCAAAAGGCAAUUAUAAAAUUCUUUAUUCAAUCUGGUUUUGAAGAGAAGACAAGUUUUGGAAAUGGAACGAGAUAUUUCCAAACGUCACUCAAAAGAGAAAAGUUGAGCAGAAAAAUUAUUUUCAUUAGUUUCAUCCCAUUUGAUUUGAAAAAUGUAUUGAUAUGGCAAGCUAUACUGACUAUUUUUAUUAAAAGAUAAUGAUGUAAUAACACUUCCAAAAUACAAAAAUUAAUUGGCGCUCCGGGGCAACUUCAUUGAUACCAGUGACGCACUUACUUUGGUAUCUCAUUUGUUCUAAAGUUAUCAGGAGGAAUAAGAGAGAUUUUGAAACAUUAUCUUGUCAUAUUUGGUAAUACAGUAUUUCUAUAUCCAUGUUCCCAAUUAUUUCAAGAGAGAAUAUUACAUAACAUUUAUCUAACUAAUCAUUUAUCCAUCUCUUGAAUAAUUUCACAAACAAGUAACAAGUAUUUUUAAAUUUGUCAUAUUUUGUACCAAUAUAUUUUAGCAGUUUUUUUGUUUUUUUUUUUAUUUCCUGAUACAUACGAACACUUCUUGAAAUAUCGAUUUAUCACCUUUUUGAAAAUCUUUUGCUUAACUUUUAAAUUGAGCGAAUUAUAAUUAUGUAGGUAAUUCCGCAAGUAAAAGUUAUUAAUAUAUGUUCAUGUGUUAAUUA
Messenger RNA from Leptinotarsa decemlineata (Colorado potato beetle), 2190 nucleotides. It is a transcript of the gene TBCD, whose product is annotated as tubulin folding cofactor D. Gene Ontology annotation, molecular function: GTPase activator activity; beta-tubulin binding. Gene Ontology annotation, cellular component: lateral plasma membrane. Gene Ontology annotation, biological process: tubulin complex assembly; bicellular tight junction assembly; adherens junction assembly. The record is from RefSeq and is a predicted model, not a curated record. Lineage: Eukaryota; Metazoa; Arthropoda; Insecta; Coleoptera; Chrysomelidae.